UUUUUUUUCACAUUGAGCAGGUUUUCUCUGCUGAUGCUUGACCUUGAAGAAUAUUACUUUGACCAUCACACAUUUUAUCAUGUAUUUAUCAACAACAAAGGGGAAGAAAGAAUGUUUAAAGGUUCCCUGAAGAUAUGUUCAAAAUCCCUGAUCUUUGAACCAGAUCAAAUAUCAGAACCUGUUUUAAAGUUCCCUUUCAGAGAGUGCAGCAGAAUUGAAGAGAUAGAAGAUAAAGACAAUAAUCCUUUUGAAGAAAAUCAUAUUUGUGGAUUCCGCAUCACUUGCCGUCAGAUCUGUUUAAUCAAAGAGCAAAGAUUAGUGGCUCCAUAUAAAAUUGAACGAGGUCCGAAGGACUAUAUUUUCAGAAUUGAAGACAUUUCAAAAGCAGAAGAUGUUGUGCAAAGUUUACUUCAGCUUCACAGAGCUUCUCAGUUGGACAAAACAGCAGACCAGAUUGCCAUGAUCACAGCUAUUUUGCAAUCUCGAUUGGCUCGGAUUUCAUUUGAUAAAAACAGAUUUCAGAGUGUAACAGAAAGGCCCCACAUGGAGUGUGAGGCUGAAAUGGUCACCCCUUUGGUAUCUAAUCCUGGGCAUGUUUGCAUCACAGACCAAAACUUGUACUUCCAGCCUCUGAAUAGCUAUCCUGAGACAGUUGUACAAGUAAAGUUGCACGAAGUAAGACGGAUUUACAAAAGGCGGCAUGGAUUAAAACCUUUGGGUCUUGAGGUAUUUUGUACAGAAGAUGAUCUUUGUUCUGAUAUCUACUUAAAAUUUUAUAACUCCAAAAAUCGUGAUGAACUCUACUACUAUAUUGCAACCUUUUUAGAAAAUCAUAUUACUGAACACACAGCUGAAAGCUGUAUGCUCCAAUGGCAAAAAGGAUAUCUCUCAAAUUCUCAGUAUCUCCUGCACCUGAAUAAUCUGGCUGACCGCAGUUGUAAUGACCUGUCUCAGUAUCCCAUCUUUCCUUGGAUCAUAGCUGAUUAUACCUCCUCAGAAUUAGAUCUGUCCAAUCCUGAAACAUUUCGUGACCUUAGGAAGCCAGUCGGUGCCUUAAAUAAAGAACGUCUGGAUCGAUUGUUGACUCGCUAUCGGGAAAUGCCUGACCCAAAGUUUAUGUAUGGAAGUCAUUAUUCUUCUCCAGGUUAUGUCCUCUUCUACCUUGUGAGAGUCGCCCCUGAGUAUAUGUUGUGUUUACAAAAUGGAAAAUUUGACAAUGCUGAUAGAAUGUUCAACAGUGUUGCAGAGACUUGGAGAAAUUGUUUAGAAGGUGCAACAGACUUCAAGGAGUUGAUCCCAGAGUUUUAUGGCACAAAUUCCAGUUUCAUUAUGAACAAUUUGAAGUUGGACCUUGGGAAGAGGCAGGGAGGGAAGCUGGUAGACUCUGUAGAGCUUCCACCAUGGGCUUCAGGCCCUGAUGAUUUUCUCCAGAAGAACAGAGAUGCUCUGGAGAGUCAGUAUGUUUCUGAACAUCUGCAUGAAUGGAUCGAUCUCAUAUUUGGCUACAAACAAAAGGGGAGUGAAGCUAUUGCAGCCUAUAAUGUGUUUCAUCCAUUGACUUAUGAAGGUGGAGUUGAUUGGGACAGCAUCGAGGAUCCAAAUCAGAAGAUAGCAAUGCUGACCCAGAUCCUUGAAUUUGGACAGACUCCGAAGCAGUUGUUCACCAGCCCACAUCCUCAAAGGAUAAUGCCAAAGUUUCAAACCCUUUCUAAAGGAUGCAGCCGAAGUACUUCUAUAAACGAGUUGCCUCCAGUUUCUUCCUGUGAAGACUCCUCAUUUGAAGAUUUGACAGAAGAAAGUCUAAAACUAGCUUGGAGCAAUAUUAGCAAACUGAGUAUAGUUUACCAGCAGAAGAUUCACAAAGAGGCAGUGACUGGCAUCGCUGUAGUUCGCGAUGGAACUUCGGUCUUUACAACUUCCCAAGAUUCAACACUAAAAAUGUUUUCCAAGGAAAAGAAAUUGUUACAACGGAGUAUGUCCUUUUCAAAUAUGGCAUUGUCAUCUUGUUUGUUACUGGAUGAUACGACAGUCCUUUGUUCGUCGUGGGACAACAAUGUAUAUUUUUACUCAGUAGCUUAUGGACGAAGACAAGAUACACUCAUGGGUCACGAUGAUGCUGUGAGCAAGAUCUGCUGGUAUAAUGACCAUUUAUAUACUUCUUCCUGGGAUUCUACAGUCAAGGUCUGGAAAUGUGCCUCUGCUGAUCUCACUAACUCAAAAAAGAAUAGCUGUGAACUAAUGGCUGAGCUGGAACAUGAUGCAGGUGUAAAUACAAUAAACCUGAAUCCUAUCGCCACAAUGCUUGUUUCAGGCAGCAAGGAAGGGACUGUUAGUAUUUGGGACCUCACCACCUUAACUGUUUUACAUCAAGUCCCUUGUCAUUUAGGCACUGUCAAUGAUGUUGCAUUCAGCCCUGAUAGUCGCCAUGUUCUCAGUGCGGGAGAAGACUGUUAUCUGAAAGUUAUUGAUGUACAGACAGGAAUGUUGAUCUCCUCUUUACACACAGAUCAACAACAAAGGUGUUUUUGCUGGGAUGGAAACACCGUUCUCUCAGGCAGCCAAUCUGGUGAACUUUUAGUAUGGGAUCUGAUGGCUGCAAAAAUUACUGAAAAAAUAUUUGCACAUUCAGGUGCCGUGACAUGUCUUUGGAUGAAUGAGCAUUGCAGCAGCAUCAUAACGGGAGGGGACGAUAAACAGAUUAUUUUCUGGAAGCUGCAAUACUAAGUGCCUUUCUUUGAGACUUUGGCUUCUAGCACUUUGUUUUUUUAAAUGAAGCAGAAACUGUUUUAAAGCUGCAUUGUCCAUGAUCUAUAUUAUUAAGGCAAUAACCUUCAGUACAAAGGCAAAAUUCUGUGGAUGCUGGAAAUCUCAAAUAAAAACAAAAAUUGCUAGAAGUACUCAGUUGGUGAGAUAACAUCUUUGGAGAGAAAAGCAAAGACAACAUUGCUGAUCAAAAUGAAAGGUUCUCAUCUUCUGAAUAUUUCCAGCAGUUUUGCUUUUGAUAUAACAAGAUAAGACUCCUUGUAGAAAUGUAGGAAUAUUUAUCUUCACUCAAUAAACCACCUACAGCAGCAGGAGCAUGGAAAGUUUUGUAAUCUUGCAUUGGUUCUUCCAGCAUGCUAUGUCACAAUGCAAAAACAAAGUAGUUUUGAAUGUUCCUGAUACUGGAAAAAGAUAAUGAAGUGUAGGGAAAUGUAACUAAUUUUACUUGGAUUUCACCAAAGUUCAUACUGCUGAAUGAGUACUCUGCAUUAAGUACAUGACAAAUCUAAGUUCACCUCGUGUUAAGACUGCAUCAGCUGGGUUGAGAUUAGUCAGGAAAUAGCAGAAUCAGUUGUCAUAGAAAAAUUCAGAACCUCAGCUGAGCUAAGGUUUAACUUUUAUUCUUAACUCCUUUUUGUUUUCAGUGGACAGGAGACCAUAACAAACCAAAUUGCAUGUUUGUCAAAACAGAUGUACCUACACAAUCCACAAGUGCUUUUAUUGUAAGCUAAAUUGUGAAAUUUGAAAAAUGUUUUACACAGUUAAUGUAAAUAUUGUUGGGUAUUAUCAAUAGGUUUUUAAAAAUUAUGCUUGUGCCUUGAUGUCCUUUAGUCUCCUAAGAACUUUCUCGAAAAUGUUUGCAUCUGAGAUAGUUACUGGAAAGGUUAUAUCAACUAUUUCAAGCAGUGCAGAAGAUAAAGACUUUUCCAGUGACUAAGUCCUGUGGGUAAAUCAUUUUGUGAAGUGGCAUUGGUCAUGGCAAUAUGACAAAAUUGAAUAUUUCAUUAUAAUUUAAAACUUCCUGAAUUUAGAUUCUGGAGAAUUUGUCAACUGGAAUUAUAUGAGCAAAUCUUUCCAUUAACUCUGCAGAUGGAAAAUAAGGAUUAUAAUAAUAUGUGGGUAGAGUUUGCAUUUUUAUCUAUUGGAUAAUAUAUUUGAAAUGUUUAAAUUACAUUUUUAUUUCUGCAUGACUGCAUUAAAAUUAGACAUUUAAUCAUGA
Messenger RNA from Chiloscyllium plagiosum (whitespotted bambooshark), 3982 nucleotides. Lineage: Eukaryota; Metazoa; Chordata; Chondrichthyes; Orectolobiformes; Hemiscylliidae. The record is from RefSeq and is a predicted model, not a curated record.